UCGGGUCAAAAUCAGAUUCCCAUAGUCAAACUAAAGUUAUCAUGAUUUGUUGAGUGUUUACUGUGAUGUCAGUGCAUUCGUAGGUUCCAAAGCACCCAGAUCCAUCCCCCGUAGUUGCUUUCCCAAUUUGAUCACCAAGAACAUCUGUUCUCAGACACUCUCUAAUGGCAGAAAUCGAUAACCUAACCCUCCUUGAAGAAUCAUCAAACAAAACCCCAGAAACCCAAAUCGAUGGCAACCUUCUCAUAGCUCAAUCUCUGUUCCGUGCAGGCGUCAGAGUUAUGUUUGGUGUAGUAGGUAUACCAGUAACAUCACUAGCAAACAGAGCAGUAUCUUUAGGUAUAAGAUUCAUAGCUUUUCACAAUGAACAAUCUGCUGGUUAUGCUGCAUCUGCUUAUGGUUAUCUAACUGGUUCACCAGGUAUACUUCUUACUGUUUCUGGUCCUGGUUGUGUACAUGGUUUAGCUGGUUUGUCUAAUUCUACUAUUAAUUGUUGGCCUAUGGUUAUGAUCUCUGGAUCUUGUGAUCAGAAAGAUAUUGGUAAAGGCGAUUUUCAAGAACUUGAUCAGAUUCAAGCUGUAAAACCCUUUGUCAAGUAUUCAAUCAAGGUUACUGAUAUUAAACAUAUCCCUGAGGAUGUUAAAACUGUUUUGAAUUCGUCUGUAUUCGGUCGUCCUGGGGCUUGUUAUCUUGAUGUUCCUACUGAUGUUCUUCACCAGACUGUUACUGAGUCUGUGGCUAAUGAGCUUUUGACUGUGUCUGACCAAAAUCAAAUUCUAGAAGGAACACCUUUAGCAAACCUAGAGGUUGAGAAAGCAGUGUCGUUACUUAGGAAUGCGAAGAGACCCUUGAUUGUGUUUGGUAAAGGUGCGGCGUUUGCUAGAGUGGAGGAUUCACUGAAAAGACUUGUUGAGAGGACAGGGAUUCCGUUCUUACCGACUCCUAUGGGGAAAGGGUUGUUACCUGAUACACAUGAACUAGCUGCAACAGCUGCAAGGAGCCUCGCGAUUGGUCUAUGCGAUGUUGCUGUUGUUGUUGGUGCGAGGCUAAACUGGUUGUUGCAUUUUGGUGAACCCCCAAAGUGGUCAGAGGAUGUGAAGUUUAUUUUGAUUGAUGUGGCCAAAGAAGAGGUUGAGCUUAGAAAACCUUGUGUUGGUUUGGUUGGUGAUGCCAAGCGGGUUUUGGAUAGGAUUAAUUUGGAAAUUAAAGACGAUCCUUUCUGUUUAGGGAGAACACAUCCUUGGAUCCAAGCGAUUAUGAAGAAGGCUAAGGAGAAUGUUUUGAGGAUGGAAGUGCAGUUGGCUAAGGAUGUUGUGCCAUUUAAUUUCCUUACGCCAAUGAGAAUCAUAAGGGAUGCUAUUCUAGCACAGGGAAGCCCUGCUCCAAUUUUGGUUUCCGAGGGUGCAAAUACGAUGGAUGUUGGCCGAGCUGUUUUGGUUCAGGCAGAGCCUAGGACAAGGCUAGAUGCAGGGACUUGGGGGACGAUGGGGGUCGGUUUAGGUUAUUGCAUUGCCGCUGCAGUUGCUUCGCCUGAUCGUCUUGUGGUUGCUGUUGAAGGAGAUUCUGGAUUUGGGUUCAGCGCUAUGGAAGUCGAGACAUUAGUGCGAUACCAGUUAUCUGUUGUUGUAAUUGUUUUCAACAAUGGUGGUGUAUAUGGUGGUGAUCGCAGGAACCCUGAAGAAAUUGGAGGCCCUUACAAAGAUGAUCCAGCUCCCACUUCAUUUGUUCCGGGUGCAGCAUAUCACACCCUAAUUGAAGCUUUUGGAGGGAAAGGUUAUCUUGUUGGAACUCCCGAGGAACUGAAAUCUGCACUUGCGGAAUCAUUUUUUGCUCGGAAGCCAACUGUAAUAAACGUUACAAUAGAUCCUUAUGCUGGCUCCGAGAGUGGGAGAAUGCAGCACAAGAACUAAGGGAAGAAGGUAAUGGUUUUUCUGCCCAUAGGUUGUAUUUGGGAUUCAACUGUUCAGUUGAAUUAUUACUACCAGCAUAUAUUGUUAGUAUACAUGGUCUCUCGUUUACUGACCUCAUGAACAUAACAACUUCACUUUUACUAAGUUCGAAUAAUUGACGUCUUAUGCUCGCUUUGUAAUCUUAUAUGUCAUCAAAAAUCGAAGUGAACUUGGGACACCAGUUGUUAUGUAAAAAAUUGUAUGCCAUAAUGGUUUCUACUUCUACCCCUCCCUUCUUGUUUUGCUUUUGCAUCUUUGUUCCUCUUUUCACUGAAAUUUGUUUGUCACGCUGCUUUUGUUCCACCUUAUUAAGAGAUAUAAUGAAUGUUUCGGCUUGGAUUUGA
Molecule: messenger RNA, 2293 nt
Organism: Papaver somniferum (opium poppy)
Lineage: Eukaryota; Viridiplantae; Streptophyta; Magnoliopsida; Ranunculales; Papaveraceae
Product: 2-hydroxyacyl-CoA lyase-like
Exons: 1
Coding region: 165-1910 (581 amino acids)
Biological process (GO): fatty acid alpha-oxidation
Cellular component (GO): peroxisome
Molecular function (GO): magnesium ion binding; catalytic activity; thiamine pyrophosphate binding
Source: RefSeq, a predicted model, not a curated record